GUAUAAUGUUCUGUAUCCGGGAGAUUGAUCGCGAUUACACGAAAUUCCCCCGAGCAGAAGAAUGAAGUCUAUCUUUCUCACAGUUCUGACCGUCCCCUUGCUUUGUCAUUUGACACAGGGAUGCUGCACCCCCGAGCAAUGGAGAGGGUACAUGACGUUCCUGGUUGGCACUAACAAAAACGGGAAAGAGACAUAUGAGGCGGGAAUAGUCAACCUUUUCUAUGAUGCCAAGAAAAAGAAAAUAGCUGCUUUUUCAAAGGUCUACAACGUAGACGGCAAAAUCUUCAUAGGAGUAAUGAUCCAAAACUUUGAAGAAGGCGUUCAAUACGUUGUCCUGAAUGGUGCCUGCAAUACAACAAAAUUGGCAGGAAAAGAAUUUAAGCCUGCAUGUAUACCUCCUGAGGGCAAAAAGGUGAGUGACACCCACGUUGGGACAUCUACCGAUUCUCUGGGUGUGAGUACCUACGAGAUCCCGCUAAAGGAGGGCAAAGGGAUGUCUAACAUCACUGUUUCUAAUAAACUGUGCAUUCCCAUUGAUGACAAUGUUCAAGGGGGUACAGAAAAAGAAAGUUUCAUGGCCAGCAUUGGGUACACAGGAAUUGAACCCGGGAUAGAAGAUCCCAGAAUUUUCGACAAACCAAGGGAAUGCAGAGAUAAAAUUGAAGAAGGGGAGAUCGAUCUCUUUGAAAAGUUUGGAAUGCUUAACCACAAAAUGUCCAGUCUGUUUAGAUAAAUAUUGCAGUGUAGCUAACAGAAAAUCCUACGAAACAACUUCUCCCAUUUUGUACAUGUAUUGUUUUAUGGACUUUGAUAUUAAAUACUGUUCGUUA
Molecule: messenger RNA, 830 nt
Organism: Saccostrea cuccullata (small rock oyster)
Lineage: Eukaryota; Metazoa; Mollusca; Bivalvia; Ostreida; Ostreidae
Exons: 6
Coding region: 62-733 (223 amino acids)
Biological process (GO): cell-matrix adhesion
Cellular component (GO): extracellular region; lysosome
Molecular function (GO): calcium ion binding
Source: RefSeq, a predicted model, not a curated record